GCUUUUUUAUGUGUCUGUGUCAGCAGUGGGGUCCUCCUGGGUCUCCUGCCAUAGCGUCCCUUUUCAUUCAGAUGGUGACGGAUAGUGCGAGCUGACGCUGUUGUACCCUGUGCCUGCAGGUCAGCUUGAAUUUCUUUGGAAGUUGGUUCUUUAUCCACCAUUCGAGCAGUUCUUCAUUGUAACAUUUCAUCAAUCUUUCUCUUUCGUCCACGUCCAGAGGGAUUAGCUACGUACAGUGUCAUGGGCUGUAAGCUUCUUUACAAUGUUGUGCACAGUGGACACAGGAGCAUUAGGAUGGACUUGUAGCCUUGCGAUUCUCCAAGCUUUUCCAUUCUUUGCUCUUCUGCCUUUUCUCCGUGCUCAUUGUGAUACAUACAGACGCUCAAAAACAAGACUGAGGCAACAUUUCUCCAUUUUAAAUGGUUGUGAGUGGGAAUUUCCAUAUUGCCAGCACCCGGUAAUUGCUACAGGCGAUUGGAAAGAAUCACAUGCUUGAAAUACAAUUAUUUCUUACAAUUCUGAUAAGCUGCCAAUAAUGUUGACCAGGCCAUUUUUCACGUUUUGUCUGGAAUGUCUCAGAUUCGUUUUAUUUCCUCUGAUUUUUUGUGUUCUUCCUGUGCCAACAAGAGACAUAAAUAUACCAAAGCAUUUGUAACUGCAACAAUUUUACAUAAGAAAUUUGCAAACGAGAGGAGGCCAUUCGGCCCAUCAAGCUCGUUUGGGGAGAACUUAUCUAAUAGCUCAGAGAUGUUAAAAUCUUAUCUAGCUCUGAUUUACCAGAACCCAAGGUUUUAGCCUGCACUACACUAAUAGGAAAACUAUUCCAUGCUCUAACUUGUUAAAGAAGUGCUUUCUCAAAUCCACUUUAAAAUGUUCUACCACUAAUUUCCAUCUAUCUGAACUAAUAUCGAAGUAACUAUUCGGCUGAACAGCAUCCAGACCUGUUAGAAUAUUAUAUACCUGGAUCAUGUCCCCCCUUAGUCUCCUUAGCUUGAGGCUAAACAGAUUCGGCUCAGCUAACCUCUCCUCAUAAGACAUUCCUCUAAAACCAGGAAUCAUUCUUGUAGCCCCACAUUGCACCCUUUCCAAGGUAACAAUCUCCUUUUUGAGGUAUAAUGACCAAAUAUGCACACAAUAUCUUAAUUAACCUGCAGAAAUCUUAGUUAUUUGAGUACAUAUUGUUUAUUAAAAGUACAUAGUGCUUAUUUGUUAUUCAUCUAUUUGUUAGACUCAAACUAUAAUAUUUUUAGUUUUUAAUCUGUUUUUAUUUAAACCAACACACAAUCUCUAGAGUAAUUUGAGGUUACAUUUCAGUGCCUGUUGUACAUGUAUAAAUGCACAUGUGAGAAAUAAAUUUCUUGAAUCUUGAAUCUUGAAAGGUAAUCAGCUCCAGUCCAAACGCAAACUUGGUUAAAAUCAUUUUUAAUCUCUAAAACUCAGUUGCGGCAAAUAGGAAGUCACUGCACAUGUAGGCUAUACACUACACCAGCAGAUGGCGUUGUUCAGUCACAACCGAGGUACAGCUCUGUCACUCAGCAGCCUACCAGAUAAUUGUUUACUUGGCAGACAUGAUGAGGGGCAUCGAAGCUAAUAUACUCAGGGGGUGGGGUCAUUAAAGCGGCAUACAGGCUGCAGACAUAGGCUAGAGAUUCAGACAUAGGCCAGGGACUCAGACAUAGAAAAAGGGACUCAGACAUAGGCCAGGGACUCUCAGACAUAGGCCAGGGACUCUCAGACAUAGGCCAGGGACUCAGACAUAGGCCCGGGACACUGACAAAGGCGAGGGACUCAGACAUAGGCCAGGGACACUGACAAAGGCGAGGGACUCAGACAUAGGCUAGGGAAUCUCAAACAUAGGUUAAGGACACUGACAAAGACGAGGGACUGGAUGGAUGGAUGGAUGGAUGGAUGGAUGGAUGGAUGGAUGGAUGGAUGGAUUUUUUUUCAGUCACAAAUGUUCUAGUGCAAGCCAAGACAGAAUAAAAAUUCACCCGUGUGUGUGACAAGACACAGAGAGAGUCCAAUCAUUCAGUGCCUUGCAAAAGUAUUUACCCCCCUUGGCAUUUUUCAUGACUUGUUGCCUCGCAACCUGGGAUUAAAAUGGACUGUUUGACAGUUUGCACCAUUUCAUUUACAGAACAUAUCUACAGCUUUGAAGAUGUCUAUAUCUUUUAUUGUAAAACAACAAAUAGGACAAAAUAACAGAAAACUUCAGCAUGCAUAACUGUUCACCCCCCCUACAGUCAGUACUUUGUAGAGCCAUAUUUUGCAGCAAUUACAGCUGCAAGUCGCUUUGGAUACGUCUCUAUGAACUUGCCACAUCUUGCCACUGGGAUUUUUGCCCAUUCCUCAAGGCAAAGCUGCUCCAGCUCCUUCAUGCUUCAAGGUGAACCUCCGUCUGAGUCUCAAAUCACAGGCAGACUGACACAGGUUUCGCUUAAGAAUAUCCCUGUAUUUAGCACCAUCCAUCAUUCCCUCGACUCGGACGAGUAUCCCAGUCCCUGCUGCUGAAAAACAUCCCCAACCUAACCCUAACCCUAACCCUUUGAACACCUUCGCUUUGGCUGUGGGUACUUGUUAUCACUAGGUGUGUGUAAGGAGUGACUGCUUUUGGUUUAUGUGCUACGUUUGCCACUGUAGUUUCCCUUAGUUUAGUUAGUCUGUGCUGUUUGUAUUUGGCAGAUGUUUUUUUUUUGUUUCUUUGGCCUGUGUUACUCCCAAAGUUUGUUACCUCGUGUUUGUGAGUGAAUAUUUAAAAAAAAAAAAAAAAACAUAAAAAGAUUCCCUUAGUGUCCCGCGUUCCCUUUUUCUAGCCCCCGGUUGUCCCGACCUUCCCUUUCCCUUCCCCUACUGUUGCGCUCUAACCCUAGACUGGAGCGUAACGGGGUCAGACGUGCUUGGGCGUGGCACAGAUUGCUUAGGGUGAGUACAGCGUUAGAUACUGGGGAGAGUCCGUCCUCAGCUGCUCUGCUAUUCUCAGUGCAGCCACAUGGUGUCGCUGUGUCGAGUCCAGCAUGGGGCAGUGAAUCAGAGUGAGGAGGGCAGGGAAACAGAGAGGGAGGAAGAGGACAAGGCUGCAGUUUGUCAGACAUCUGCAGACCAUCGAUAGGAGAGGUGCUGUGAGAAGCGGCUGAGAGUAAUUAAUCAGAAGGAAGUAAGACAGGCAGAGAGUGACACACAUUUGCCGCGGGACGUGGGGUAACUGGGGGCCGCAGAGCAGCAUGAAGUACCUGCUUGCCGUCGUCUGCCUCCUGCGAGCUUGGCGUGAUGCAAACUGCACUACGGUGACAGGAUAUGAGGGAGGUGGGGUCAGCAUCAGGUGUGACUACUCAAAAAAGUAUGAGGACAACAGUAAAUACCUGUGUACUGGUGGCUUCUUAUCAUGUACGGAUCUCAUUACAACCAAUAAAAAGAAUGAGUGGGUGACAGAGGGGAGAUUCUCACUGUAUGACGACCCUGAAGGAGGAUUCUUCACUGUGAACAUCACCAGCUUACAGCUAACGGACACUGGGACAUACUGGUGUGCGAUAUCUAAACGGUACUGGCCUGGUACAUUCACUGAAGUUUCUCUGCAGGUUCUGAAAGGGCCAAACUCCACAAAUACCGCACAGCCAACAGUAACAGCAACAACAGCAACCGACACAACAAUUAUACCAACGGUAACAUUCAGCACACCGGCGAUUUCGGUGACUGCAUCAGCAAAGCCUUCUGGAAGCACAGCCCGAAAUACAACAUCAGCAGAAACGCUGCUGCCCAUAACUGUGGGGCUGACUGUGGUUCUGCUCUUGCUUGGACUCGCUCUGCUGAUCUUCUACAGACAGAAGAGGAAGAAACCAGCAGCAUCUAAACCCCUCUCUGACCGGACAGAUACUGACAGCAGACACCCAGACACAAUCCAGUGUAGCUCUGAAUAUGAGGAGAUAAAAGACCAAAUUGCUGCGGUUCCCUCCCUCUAUUGCACAGCGGACUUACCUGAAAAUGCUUCUCCCAUGACUGUCUACUCCACUGUAGGUCCUUCCAAAGCCUCAUGUUCAGAUUCUGUCAGCUAUACCGCUGUCAUCUUCACUGAGAAUCCAGCCUGUACAAACCAGUCAGCUAUAAACUUCACGAAUGACUCUGAGUAUGCCACCGUCAAGCUCUAGGUCACACCGGGUAUAAAUAAUACUCAAAGAAUAUAUCUGCGAGUAUGCUGUUGGCUUUUCCCUAAAAAUGUGAAACUGUAAGGGAAUCAAUGUAUGAUGUAAGACACAUCUGUACUGGGAAGACCUCAGCUCGCCCUCCAACCUCUGACCCUAACCCUUCCCUCACCUGUGAACUCCAACCUCUGACCCCAACCCUACCAUCACCUGUGACCUACAACCUCUGACCCUUACCCUACCCUCAUCUCUGAUCCCUCAGCUGGUCACGUAUCCUGUACCUUUCUUUGCACUUGUCUUUCUUUGAAUAGCUUUUCUCUCUUAAAUUUUCUCACUUAAAUUCCUAUGUUUGCAGUGUACAUUGUAUUGUAUUUGUUAUAUUGUUCCUGAUAGAAUGUUAACUUGCACUUGUCAUGGAAGGCCUUUCUGCACGGCACGUGGUGGCCUAUGCUGGUGACCUCUACCCCUUGCUGGAGACGUUCAUUUUCACAUCGACCCAGUCUAGGGAAAAGCCAGCCUGGAGUCUAUCCCAGUAAUCAUGGAUCAGAGGAUGUUCUGGAUGUCAUGCCUGCUUUACUAUAUGUGCAUCUGUAAAACUGGCUUUACAGCAGAAUGACUGACACAAAUGAGAAUAAUACUGUACCUGAAAGAGUGCAUGUUAUAUUAGCAAUAUGAAAGGUCAUUUUUUGGGAGAAGGUCUUACAAAAAAGCACAUAACUUCAGCUUUUUGCAACGAGUAUAAAUAGUUUUGCAAAAUGCAUGGGCAGGUUUUGUCACACCUAAGUGCUGAGUGUUCUCACCUAGAGAGAAAAUGGAAAUGGAAUAUUCAAAUAAAAUAUUUGCUACAGGUGUGAAAUAA
Messenger RNA from Brienomyrus brachyistius, 4995 nucleotides. Its product is annotated as CMRF35-like molecule 5. Bases 3222 to 4142 code for a protein of 306 amino acids. Lineage: Eukaryota; Metazoa; Chordata; Actinopteri; Osteoglossiformes; Mormyridae. The transcript is spliced from 6 exons. The record is from RefSeq and is a predicted model, not a curated record.